AUGCUACUUUGGCCACUGCUAACAACUGUAUUUUUAUUCAUAUCAGGUCUUCCAGUUGGAGCUUAUAAAAUUCUAAUAUUCAGUCCACGGUUUGGUCGAAGCCAUGUUAAAUUCAUGGGUGCAGUGGCCGACAUACUCGCUGAAGCAGGUCAUAAUGUGACAGUUUUCUUGCCGAUCAUGAGUCCACUGGUAACAACGAAUGGUACCAAAGGGCCAGUACGAACAAUUACCGUACCGACACAUCCUGAGGUAAUGAGGUGGUGCUCGGACACGAGUUUCAUUCACAACGGCUGGAGUCAAAAGACAGCUUCACUGUCCGGCUUACUCGCUGUAAGUUUCCAGAAUUUCGAAAUACACAGAUUUUUGAACAAGCGACGUGAUUUACAGUUAACAAGUGGAAUGUCCGAUAUGUUUACACUGGCAUGCGAAUCAGUUUUGGAGCAUACCAAUGUGCUGGAGGAGCUCAAAGCGGAAAAGUUCGAUCUUGCCAUGAUGGAGAUAUUCGAUGGCUGUCCAAUUGGUUUUGCAAAGUUCUUUUGUGCUUCAAGUUUUCUAUUUUGUCCGGAAAUUUCAGAGAAAAAUAGAGAUUUUUGA
This is a messenger RNA of Gongylonema pulchrum, 594 nucleotides long. NCBI's taxonomy places the organism in Eukaryota, Metazoa, Nematoda, Chromadorea, Rhabditida, Gongylonematidae. The record is from the annotation of a GenBank genome assembly.